GCGCCGUGACAGAAGUCAAAACGGACAUCUACGUGACCAGCUUCGGGCCGGUGUCCGACGUGGAGAUGGAAUACACAAUGGAUGUCUUCUUUCGGCAGACAUGGACUGAUGAGAGGUUGAAGUUUAGUGGGCCAACUGAAAUUUUGAGAUUGAACAAUUUAAUGGUCAGUAAAAUUUGGACACCAGACACAUUUUUUAGAAAUGGGAAAAAAUCAAUUGCUCAUAAUAUGACCACUCCUAACAAACUUUUCAGAAUUAUGCAGAAUGGAACUAUUCUUUACACGAUGAGACUAACCAUUAAUGCUGAUUGUCCUAUGCGGUUGGUGAACUUCCCUAUGGAUGGACAUGCUUGUCCUUUGAAGUUUGGAAGCUAUGCUUAUCCAAAAAGUGAAAUAAUUUAUACAUGGAAAAAAGGACCCCUGCAUUCAGUAGAAGUACCACAGGAGUCUUCUAGUCUCCUCCAGUAUGACCUCAUAGGACAAACUGUAUCUAGUGAAACAAUUAAAUCUAACACAGGUGAAUAUGUAAUCAUGACAGUUUAUUUCCACUUGCAAAGGAAGAUGGGCUACUUCAUGAUACAGAUAUAUACUCCAUGUAUUAUGACAGUCAUUCUUUCUCAGGUGUCUUUCUGGAUUAACAAGGAGUCUGUUCCAGCCAGAACAGUUUUUGGAAUCACUACAGUUCUAACAAUGACCACUUUAAGCAUCAGUGCACGCCAUUCUUUGCCCAAGGUGUCCUAUGCUACCGCCAUGGAUUGGUUCAUAGCUGUGUGCUUUGCCUUUGUCUUCUCUGCACUUAUUGAGUUUGCAGCUGUCAACUACUUUACCAAUCUUCAGACUCAGAGAGCAAUGAGGAAGGCAGCCAGGGCAGCAGCACUGGCAGCAGCACUAUCAGCAGCAACUGUACCGGCAGAGGACGAGAUUGUCUCGCAUUCUGACUCCAACUGCAACCUGAAGAAGCGAGUAAACUCCAUAACAUCUCAGGCAGAUCAGUCUACUGAAGCCAGCAUAAUAUCAAAUAAUGGAUCCCAGUGUCAGCCAGUAUCUGUUCCUCCCCCAGCCCCCCCACCCCCACCUAUUGGAGGCACAAGUAAAAUAGAUCAGUAUUCUAGGAUCCUCUUUCCAGUGGCGUUUGCAGGAUUCAACUUGGUAUACUGGGUCGUUUAUCUUUCAAAAGACACUAUGGAAUUUUUUGAACCUACUGCAAUGCAUCUUCGAAAUGACCAUCAGUCCCUCUGAAGAACAGCUCAAGGUUUCAAAGAAAUCACUGAAGGUCAUGUAGGGUUGAAGGGGACUUCAAAGGA
Molecule: messenger RNA, 1303 nt
Organism: Leptosomus discolor (cuckoo roller)
Lineage: Eukaryota; Metazoa; Chordata; Aves; Leptosomiformes; Leptosomidae
Source: RefSeq, a predicted model, not a curated record